AUGUCCUUGCCUCCUUUCCUUCGGCAUUGUAAUCUACGCAACGGUACAUCGUACCAUGAGGCAAUAUUUUUUCACGACGAUCUGGGGCCCGCACAUGCUUUGUGGUGGCCGUCCCUCCUGCGCGCGAACGACAACCAGAACCUAACUGUAUUGCUUUUCAUUCCUGGAAACCCUGGGUUGGUCGGCUUCUACGCGCCCUUUCUGCAGGAGAUAUGGGAUGCCGCGAAGUUCUCGGGCAAGCAUCUCGCCAUACUGGCUCAUGGUCACCUUGGACAUACGCCCUUCAAAUUCGAGAGUGAUCAACAGAUAUCAAUUAAACACAAUAUCAGCUUGGCAGCCCAGGUAGCAAGUGCGACGGAAGCCUUUGAUGCGAUACGUUCGCACUUCGGCGCAAAAUGCGAGAUCCUUCUCGUCGGUCACAGCGUGGGCGCAUGGAUUACAAUGCAGGUUAUGAAAUCAAGAGGGGAAGACGUCGCGGGAGCUUUCCUUCUGUUCCCCACCAUUACACACAUCAAGGAUACACCCAACGGGCGUUCCCUGUCGAUGCUCUUCCACCCCCCUUUGCCUGCGAUUGUCUCCCGUUUAUCGACAGCACUUCGACUGCUUCCCACACGUGUUCUUGCGUUUCUGUUUUCCGAUUGGCCUCAUGACCAGCUGCUUGUCUUGCAGAACUUCCUUCACAGCUCUUCCUGCGUAUACGCGUCCUUAUCUAUGGCGCACGAGGAAAUGCUGUCCAUCACGGAUCUUGACAUAGUGCUUGUGGACAGCUUUAAAGACAAGCUGUGGGUUUAUCUCGCUGAAAAAGAUGACUGGGUCGGCCCCCAUAACAAAGACACGAUCUUGAGGGCAUUCGCGCCUGUGGAAGCUGAACAUCAUGGAAGCGUGAAAAUCGUGCAUGGCCGCGAAGAUAUCCCGCAUGCAUUCUGCAUAAAUCACGGCAAACAUCUCGCAGAUCAGUGCUUUUUGUGGCUUACUGAGGGAGAGCUCCUAUGAUGAACCAGCCGAAACGGCGUGGAACUUGCCGGUAGCUUAUGGCGCUUCAGAACGUGAUCUAGACAAUAGGCCGUUCUUUGACGAGUCGUAACAACUGCAUUGGUAGACAAGAGUACCCGUCGGCAGUGGACCAUUCCUUUAGCAAGGCGAUACCGUCCAUUACCUCCGCGAUGUUCUCCGACAUUUUACGCUCAGCUAUCAAGCACCCACAAAAGCUCGCAAUCGCGAUGCCUCUUGAUAUAUUCUUUUAUUCUCCUUGUGCAGGUGUCUGCC
Messenger RNA from Punctularia strigosozonata HHB-11173 SS5, 1266 nucleotides. RefSeq lists its product as uncharacterized. Bases 1 to 993 code for a protein of 330 amino acids. The record is from RefSeq and is a predicted model, not a curated record. Gene Ontology annotation, biological process: lipid storage. Gene Ontology annotation, cellular component: lipid droplet. NCBI's taxonomy places the organism in Eukaryota, Fungi, Basidiomycota, Agaricomycetes, Corticiales, Punctulariaceae. The transcript is spliced from 6 exons. Gene Ontology annotation, molecular function: lipase activity.